AUGGCUUUCCACGUAGAAUCAUUUAGUCCAAUGGAGCUGGAUGUAUUCGAAAAAUCAUUUGAAACUAGGCCGUUCGACCCUUUAGAAAUGGACAUUUAUACCGCUUGUAAAAAUCUAAUACCAAAAAUUGAAAGAAUUCGCCAUUCGAAUCAAGCUGAUGCGUUAGAACACUCCUAUAACUUAAUAACCUCUUUUUUAACAAGCGAGAACCAUAAUGAUCCUGCGAUAAAACCGCCUUCGACACGCGAACUAUUGAAUUGUUUAUCAGAUUUACUUCUACACCCACUGCUUACUUUAUUAAUCGCGGAACUAUUUCGUCCGAUCUUGAUUGAUCUAACUUCUCGUUGGUUAUUACCGCGGGAUAUUACGCACACAUCCACAUUUAUAUACUCCCGAAUUGAAAACGUGGCUUCUGCUUUCAGUCAAUUACUACCUAUAGCACCUCAAUUUUUUGCUGUUACACUCUUUUCUCAAUCUCCUUCAAUAUUUUCAGGACUUGACUCUUUGAAUCAAAAUGAAUGUAACAAGGAUGCACGUAUUUUAUCAACAAUAUUUUUCUUGUCAAAUCACUACCCGUAUCGACUUUUAAGAUUUUCUACGACCACAUUCUCCCGUUUAUGGGAUUGGUCCACACUCAUUCAAUUGCUGACACAUUCAAAUAAAGCUAUUCGUUAUUUAACCUUGUGUUGUUUGGGAAUUGUUUUUGGUCUAAGUGAGAAUCAAAAGGAAAAGGCGUAUAAUAAAUGGAUUGGUCCAAAAAAUGAACCGGUUUUGAUAGAUUUGGACAAUGGCGAAACACUAGAUGUUCGAAUGUUAAUUAUUUUCGACAAAGUGAUACAUUAUAAGCAACAGUUUAGUUUGCUCCAAAAUGAUUAUAGCAGUUCGUCAUUAACAGAAUCGCGUAUAUUACAAGAUGAUGAUUUAUCACCGUUAACUGUCAAAAUUUCUAAAGUUUUACUACAAAGAUUAAAUCCAUCCGAGAAUACUACAUCAAAAGUAAAGAAACGACUUGUGAUGACUGAUACAACACAAAGAAAUUUAAAUGAAAUAUGUUUGGCGCUUUCUAUGGGUUCACCAGUUUUACUUGAAGGUGUUACUGGUUCAGGAAAAACAUCAUUGAUAGAAGAAAUUGCGAUUGCAACUGGGCGCGAUGAAGAGCUUGUAAAAAUUCACUUGGGUGAUCAGACAGAUGCAAAAGUACUCUUAGGAACUUACGUUUCUACAUCCACUCCUGCCACAUUUCGUUGGCAGCCUGGAAUACUCACUACUGCCGUACGUGAUGGAUGUUGGGUUUUGAUUGAAGAUAUAGAUCUCGCGUCAAUGGACGUGUUAUCUAUCUUAUUUCCUUUACUUGAAACUGGUCAAAUUUUCAUUCCAGAUAAAGGUCAAAAAAUUUUUGCCAAACAAGGCUUUCAAUUAUUUGCUACAAGGAGUUUAUUAUCUGACUCUGAUAAUGGGAUUUCAAAAAGGCAAAUGACUGAUUCUGAUAUCGGUCAUACAUUAUGGACAAAAAUUAAAAUACAAUCUCAAAGUAUUGAUGAAUUAGAAUUUAUAGUUGCAAAUCGUUUUGAAAGUUUACGGGAUUUAGUUCCUGAUAUUAUACAUGUUUAUAAAGCUAUGGUUUCCAUUUAUCAGGAUGUUACAAUGUUAUCAUCAAAUGUACUUAGAUUUAUAUCUGCUCGUGAUUUGAUGAAAUGGUGUAAGAGAAUCGAAUUUUUUACUAGUUCAAAUGAUCAUAUGUCUUAUAGUCAAGGUCUUUCAAGUCAAGUGCGAGAAGGACUUUUUAAAGAAGCAGCAGAUUGCUUUUGUGCCAUGAUUUCAGACCAUAAAAGUUUGAUAAUGGUAUUAGAAAAACUUGGUGUGACUCUAGGGAUGACAGAUCAAUGGGUUCAAUUCUAUGUAAAUUCUUAUAUUCCGAACAUUAAUAUUGAAGAUAAAGAUAUUAUAAUUGGGAGGGCUCGGUUUCUUUCAGUGAAUCGCAAAAAAAAUAUAAAUAUUAAACGUGAAUCACAGCAACAACCAUUUGCCAAUACAGGUCAUACUUUAAGAUUAUUGGAACAGAUUGCAGUUUGUGUUCUUUUAUGUGAGCCUGUCCUAUUAGUUGGUGAAACUGGAACCGGUAAAACGGCUACAAUUCAAUAUUUAGCAGAACUUAUGCAUCAAAAUCUUAUCGUUGUUAAUUUGUCACAGCAAGGUGAUAGCAGUGAUCUUCUUGGAGGUUUUAAGCCGGUUGAUGCAAAAGUUAUAGUUACUCCCUUGAAAGAGGAAUUUGAUAAGUUAUUUAGAAAAACUUUUUCUGUACAAAAGAAUUCUCGUUUUUUAGAAACUGUACAUAAAAUGUAUGUUACCAAGAAAUAUUCAAGAUUAAUAUCUUUAAUGCAAGAGGCAAUUAAAUUAUCUGAGAAAAGUUUUAAUACGGAACAAAGUCAAGAUGAACAAAAAAAUUCACGAAAAAUAUCGAGUCCUGAGUUAAGAAAUCAGUGGAAAUUAUUUGAAAAUUCUGUUAAAGAAUUUCAAUAUCAACUUGAUCAAAUACGUAACAAAUUUGUUUUCAAAUUUAUUGAUGGUUCUUUAGCGAAUGCGGUUACAAAAGGAGAUUGGAUUCUUUUGGAUGAAAUUAAUUUAGCAUCAACAGAAACUUUAGAAUGUUUAAAUAGCAUUCUUCAAGAUCCUGAAAGCUCUUUGUUAUUAAUUGAAAAAGGUGAUUCUAAACCAAUCAUUCGUCAUUCAAAUUUUAGAAUUUUCGCUUGUAUGAAUCCUGCAACUGAUGUAGGCAAGCGAGACCUUCCACCUGGACUACGCAGUAGGUUUUCGGAGUUUUAUGUUAAUUCUCCAGAUAGUAGACGGGAUGAUUUGUUGUGCAUUGUAAGAAAAUACCUAUCAGGAUGUAUUCAUGGUGAAGAGCGUGUCUGUGCUGAUAUAGUUAAUUUUUAUUUGGAGGUAAAGGAAUUACAACGACAGCAUAAGCUUGUUGAUGGAUCAAAUCAACGUCCUCAUUUUAGCAUGAGAACUCUUACUCGUGCAUUGAGUGUUGUCUCUCAAAUUACACCAAUGUAUGGAUUAAAACGUUCUAUUUAUGAGAGUUUUUGUAUGACAUUUUUGACUCAGUUGAAUAAAGAAAGUGGAAUAAUAAUGCAAGAGUUGAUUGAAAACUGUUUGUUAAAUGGUGUUAAUUCUAAGGCUUUAAUUACUCAAAUUUCACGACAGCCGUCUAACGGUAGUUAUGUUCAAUUUGGAUGUUACUGGUUAAAAAUUGGAAAUUAUCCUUCAAAAGAAGUAUCAAAUUAUAUCUUAACUCCUUCGGUAAUGAAAAAUUUGAACAAUUUAGCGAGAGUUGUUAUGAGUAGUAAGUUUCCAGUGUUGCUUCAAGGCCCUACCUCAGCUGGAAAAACUAGUAUGAUUCAUUAUUUAGCUCAAAGGACUAAUCAUCGGUUUAUGAGGAUUAACAACCAUGAACAUACCGAUCUUCAAGAAUAUCUUGGUAGUUAUGUUACAAACAGUGAAGGGAAACUUGAGUAUCAAGAAGGGGUACUUGUUGAAGCUGUGAGGAAAGGUUAUUGGCUUGUGUUAGAUGAGUUAAAUCUUGCACCUACUGAUGUAUUAGAAGCUUUAAAUCGUCUUUUAGAUGAUAAUAGAGAACUUUUUAUUCCUGAAACACAAGAAAUGAUUAAACCACAUAGUGACUUUAUGCUUUUCGCGACUCAAAAUCCACCCGGAUUAUAUGCCGGACGUAAAGUACUUUCUCGUGCAUUUCGUAAUCGGUUCAUUGAGAUACAUUUUGAUGAUAUUCCGGAAGAGGAACUAGAAACUAUUCUUUCGGAAAGAUGUGCUAUUGCUCCAUCUCAUUGUAAACGUAUGGUCCAAGUUUAUAAAAAACUCAUGGAACAACGUCAAAGUACAAGAAUAUUUGAAAAACAGCAUGGAUUUAUUACAUUAAGAGACUUAUUCCGUUGGGCAAAAAGGGGUGCAAUAGAUUAUAAGGAAUUGGCUGAACAAGGUUUUAUGCUUUUGGCAGAGAGGGUAAGAAAGCCUGACGAAAAAUUAUUUGUUAAACAGGUAUUAGAGACGGUAAUGAAAGUAACUAUCGAUGAAAAUUCUAUGUACGAUUGCUCUAAAUUGGAAGAGUUUAAAAUGUAUUCAAAAAAUUAUAUUGUUUGGACAAAAGCUAUGCAACGACUAUUUAUGCUUGUUGCACAAUGUUUAAGGUUUAAUGAGCCUGUCUUAUUAAUUGGUGAAACUGGAUGUGGCAAAACGUCAGUGUGUCAGGUGUUGGCUGAAGCUCGACGAACUGACUUAUACGUUUUAAAUUGUCAUCAUAGCACUGAAACUGCGGAUUUGCUAGGUGGACAAAGGCCGUUGAGGAAUAGAGAUGUUUUGAAUUCUGAACUUAAACACGAUAUUUCCGAGUACUUGAAACAUCAUGAACAACAUGAUAUAGAUUUGGAAAAGCUUGAUUUAUGUGAUUUGGUUAGACAUCUUGAUCUUGUUUCCAAAGAUGAACAGAACUUACAAAUUGAUAAAGAUAAAGCAAAACAAUUAUCAUCAAGAUGUAAACAGUCUUGUACUUUAUUUGAAUGGAAUGAUGGACCGCUUGUUAAGGCCAUGAAAGGUGGAUCUUUUUUUUUACUAGAUGAGAUUUCCUUAGCUGAUGACUCUGUUAUAGAACGUCUUAAUAGUGUUCUUGAACCUCAUCGAAGUUUAACAUUACCGGAAAAAGGAGGAAAGUGUAUUGAAGAAUUCGUUGCUGAAAUAGGGUUUCAAUUUUUGGCGACCAUGAACCCCGGAGGUGAUUAUGGGAAAAAAGAGCUGUCACCUGCUUUGAGAAACCGAUUUACAGAGAUUUGGGUCCCACCAGUAUCAAGUGAGGAAGAUCUGUUGCAAAUUAUUAGUUCACAACUUAUAUAUCCUGAGUCAAAAAAUGUUGGACUGUCGAUUUUAGAAUUUAUAAAUUGGUUUUUUCAUAUACUUGGUAAUCAAGUCGCAAUUAUUAGUCUUAGGGAUAUUUUAUCAUGGAUAAACUUUAUUAAUGUCAUUAUAGGACAGCUUGGUCCCAAAGAAUCAUUUAUUCAAGGGGGGUGUCUAGUAUUCUUGGAUGGACUUGGAUCGAGUUCCGCAUCGCGCAUAUUACUAUCAGGCCAAACUUUAAAAGAUAUUCGAAUGAAAUGUUUUACGAAAUUGAAAGAAUUAAGCAAUAAUUUUGCUGUAUUUGAGUCAAUUGUUAAUUUUGAUUGUGAGCCAAUUAAAAUUAAUUCCACUGAAACUCAUUUUGGUAUUAAUUACUUUUCUAUACCUAAAGGACCACAUAUAUCUCAUGAUAUUACUUUUACUUUGCAAGCACCUACGACUUCAGAUAAUGCUAUGCGCAUUCUUCGAGCUAUGCAAGUUCGAAAACCCAUUUUACUGGAAGGCAGUCCAGGUGCUGGUAAAACUAGUUUGGUCACCGCAUUGGCAGCUGCGUCAGGUCACAAGCUUGUUCGUAUAAACUUAUCUGAUCAAACCGAUUUGAUCGAUUUGUUCGGUUCAGAUCUUCCUGUUGAAGGUGGAAUAAGUGGUGAAUUUGCAUGGCGAGAUGCACCAUUUUUACAAGCAAUGAAAUCAGGGGAUUGGGUAUUGUUAGAUGAGCUUAAUCUUGCAUCACAAUCUGUAUUGGAGGGUCUCAAUUCUUGCUUAGACCAUCGUGAAGCGAUAUACAUACCAGAAUUAGACAAGGAAUUCUUUUGUGCUAAAGAAUUCCGCGUUUUUGGUGCGCAAAAUCCUUUGCAUCAGGGUGGAGGUAGAAAAGGCCUCCCUAGAUCAUUUAUUAAUCGAUUCACACAGGUUUAUAUUGAUCAACUCACAAAUAAUGACUUACUCUUUAUAUGUAAGAGCUUAUUUCCACAAAUAAAAGAAGUAGUUUUGGAAAAGAUGAUAAAGUUUAAUACUCGGAUAAAUGAGGAUAUAAUGAUUAAAUGCUUAUAUGGGCGAAACGGGGCUCCGUGGGAAUUCAAUUUACGAGACAUAUUCCGUUGGCUUGAACUACUUAGUAAAGAUUACAGCCUUGGAUUUUAUUCUUCACCUGAUGAGUAUUUGGAUCUCAUCUAUCUUCAGAGAAUGAGAACUGAACAAGAUAGGGAUUGUAUUAUUUCAGUAUUCAAUGAAAUUUUUGGUCAGAAUUAUCAACGACCAAAAUAUCCAUAUUAUCAUAUUGAUCCUAAAUUUAUUCAAGUGGGUCAUUCACUCAUAGAACGCGAAGAUUCUCAUUUAACUCAUUCUUCAAUAAAUAAGUUGCAUAUUUUACAAUCUCAACUACGUCCAUUGCAAUCAUUAAUGAAAUGUGUUGAAAUGAAUUGGAUGGUGAUAUUAACCGGUCCUGAAGCGUCUGGAAAAACUAAUUUAGUAAGGUUACUUUCAAACCUCACCGGAAAUCCGCUUGAAGAAUUUGUAAUGAAUAAUUCUGUAGACACUAUUGAAUUAUUAGGUGGAUUUGAACAAUUUGAUUUAUCCCGACAUCGUCAAAUUGUAAUUAAUGAGUUACUGAACUUGACUAAUGAAGUUACCAAAGAUGUGCUUUUAUCAACGCAUGCACAACUAUCAAAUUCUAAUUUCCAAACUGAUAAUGUUGUGCAAACUCUGAUGCAACUUAAUCAUGUAUUAUUCACUCUAAAAAAUUAUUUCAAAUUUAACACGCGCUUGGAUUAUUCAAUAGUUGAUCACUUACUGUCAUUACUUGAACAGACCAUUUCAAGUUAUGGUUUGGCCUUAACAAUUAAAUGGCAUGCAAUAUUUGAUAAAGUCACUAGUUUGAAGUCCAAGGAAAAUGAACCAGUUUCAGGUCUUUUUGAAUGGGUUGAUGGUGUAAUAAUUAAAGCAUUGCAGAAUGGUCAUUGGUUAUUAAUUGAUAAUGCUAAUCUUUGCAAUCCAUCAGUUCUUGAUAGGCUCAAUUCUUUACUUGAACCAAAUGGUGUCUUAAUGGUAAACGAGCAUAGUAUGAUUAAUGGUGAAAUAAGGAUGAUUCGUCCUCACAAAAAUUUCAGGCUAUUUAUGACUCUUAAUCCAAAAAAUGGAGAAUUGUCACGCGCAAUGCGAAAUCGUGGUGUAGAAAUUGCAUUAGUAAAUACGGAAUUGAUUGAAAAUCAGCAAGAUUUGACAAGACUUGCCAAUAGUUUUGGGCUUUGGCAUCCUUGUUUUCCAGCUGCUAUGGAAAAAUUUAUAAGCGAAAUUAAUAAUAAUAUGUCAUUGUCCUGUAAAUUUCGACCAACCUUAAGAUGGUACAUUAUGAUUGUGAAGAUGGUGAAUGAAAGAAUUCAGCGUGGUGAUAACUUUUCACAAGCUUUAAUUUCUUCAUUGCAACAGGCUUGUCAUUGUAUUGACAAUUAUAACUUUGAAAUGUAUUCUCAAGAUUUUAUCAAAGCCUAUGAAUUCGAUAAAAUAUGUUUUUCAUCCAACACGUUAUUAUCUUCUAAUUAUCCAUUCGUUGUUGAUGGUGAUCUAUAUAAAAAUGAAUCAAUUUUGGCCAAAAUCUGUUUGCAAGCAUCUCAUCUCUUACAUAUCGUGCUCAAAUGUGAGAUAUCUGCAGGCCAUGAUACAAAAUCACACAUACCGAGACCAUUACUUGUAGCUAGUGAAUGUUUUGUUGAGAUGACUUCAUUAGAAGAUUUUCCAAUACGGCAAUAUUGGGUUAAUUUUGUUUUCUCUGCAAUGCAAUCUUCGCAUUUAUUAGCUAAUAAUAAGCAAAGUUCCUUGGAUUAUACCCAAUUUCUACUAAAUAAAGUUAUAAAUCAUCCUCUUGCUAUUCAACUUGCUGACAUUAAAAGUCGAUUAGCUUAUGAAAUCGGUCUUGAUGUGUCCUAUAUGUCAUAUCAGCCUCUUGACAUUACAAGUAAUCUUCCUUUAAUCAAUUCAAUUGAUGUAUACGUGUCCAACCUUUGUGAUAACUUGAAAACUGGUAUAAUCCAUAUGUUAUGGAAAGAAUAUUUCUCAAAAAUCAAAUCAUUUUAUUUAUUGAGACAUAUUUUGCGAAAUGAAUAUGUUGAAAACGCGACCUAUGAACAAGCCAUGCUGCAAAAAGUCUCAAAUCUGACUUUGGCACAGCAGUCAUAUUGUUAUCAUCAGGGAAGAAUUUCUGAGAGCCAGUUAAACAAUAAGAUUUUUGGGAUUAUAUAUCUCUUUUUGGAAAAAUCAAGACAAUGUGUCCUUUCUUGUAUUGAUAGAGAGUUAAAUGAUGAUGAGUUGUCUUUGUUAUUUGAGUUUAUAAAACAACGAGAUUUCUUAUGGGAAUGUUUGCAGCAAUCAUCUCUCGACAUCGGAGAGUUAUUUACAUGCACCAAAAUACUUUAUGGGAUAACAGCUUCGUUAUGCGAAAAAUAUCAAGAAAUUAUGCGCCCUUUACGUGAUAUUUUGAGCACUCUGAUUGAAGCUACAGCCUUGACGACUGGAUUAUUUAUGGAUAUACUAUGGAAACAUUUUCAUCAUAUAUCCCUUAGAAAUAUGGAUCUUUUUCUACUUCAGCAAGAGUUAUUGUCAAUUGAAAACGAAUUGGAUAAAUAUGAUAUAGAUCAAGAUAGUGCAUAUAGCAUAAAAAUAAUGCUGGUUGAUGCAGCUGCAACAUUAUACUUCCUCGACGAAUGUACGGAUGCUGAUUCUAUUAAAUUAUUGGAUUCAAUAAAGAAGAUUCUAGUGCAUGUUCGAACAAAGCUUGCUACUACUCGCUUAAAGUCUAUUGAUCCUGAUGUCAAGCCUUCCUUGCAAGAUCCAUGUGAGCCGUUCAAUUGCAUAAUGGACUAUUGGAGUGUUAUUUACGAGAUGCAAAUUAUCAGCCAACUUCAAUUUAUUGCUGCGCAAGGAUUUAAGUCUACAAAUGUUGAGUAUAGUACAAUACUUUGUCAGAUGUCUGAAUUUCGCGAUUGGAUGCUAAUAAAUUCGAAAAGAAAACCAUUAGACUUUACCCCACAUCAACAACUUCUCUGGAUAUACGGAAAUGAUGUCAAUGUUCCUAAGGACAAAGCCGAACGCAUAUUGAACAAUAUUAUUCAGGAUGUCUUAUAUGGCUGGCACAAUAAACUAUGGAAUAGCAGCUUCAGUAAUUUUAUUGUGGAUAAUGAUGCGAUUGACUUAAAAUUUUCAAGGGCAAGCCCUGCUAGAUUAUUUCAAAGCGUUUUUAGCGAAUAUUAUUUUAAAUUCACGCUACAAUCUAUAUCUAUCGGUUCAUUCAAUUCUGCAUUAACUUGCCUUGAAAAUUUUGAAAAGCAAAUCGGAAAUAAAUUAGUCUUUAAAACAAAUCGAAUGAACAUCGAUAUUGCAUGCCUUGUGCAGCAUAUUAAGCAGAUUUUCCUUCCACUUAGUCAUUUAUUUUCGUCGGAAUCUUGGCACGAAAUAUGUCGCAAUCUUGAAAUUGUUCUUAAUGCAACUAAAUGUUUACCGGUUCUCAAGACGAACGAUACUAUUGUUAAUUCACUUGAUGCUAUGUCUGUCGCCUUGAAAACAGCACACGAUUCGUUCUUUCUUCUUGCAUUAGAUCGAUGGUUUAUUCCAGUAGUUAAUUCCAUUUCAACCAUUUUCAAAAAAGAAUGUGCACAUACAUAUGACGAGUUGUUAGUGAAAAUCGGACACGCAUGGGUCUUCCUUGCAUUGGGUUUUAUUACAUUGUAUGUUCCAAAUUAUCCCUUUGACCCAACGAUGGAAACCUCUUUUAAAUGUAAGCAAUUGCAAUUUAUGCAAUCCCAAUUAGAAAUUGAAAUCAAUGUACGUGCCGAUGUUGAACGGUAUAUGACUGGUGAGUCUACAAAUAAAACCGUUAAGAAUUUAAAGCAAAAUUUAGACGAUGUUAGAUCGCUUUUGACGAGUAAAUCUGUCGAGUUGGCAUUGCGUCCAGAUGUUUCUCAAAUUAACGAGCUUUUUAGACAUAUACAUUACCUUUGUAACAAUGUUAUAGAUGUAUCACAUAUUCUAACACUUCUGGAUGAUUUGGAAAAAGGAAACGAUUCGUCUGUUCUUGAGCGUGAGAUUUUAUUACAAGAGAACACAUUACAAUUUAUUCAACGAAUGAAUCAAAAUUACCCACUUUAUCGUGAUUUACUUCAACCAAUUUGUAUUUCUAUUUUUCAAUUAAAACAUGGUAUUAGGCUGGCUACAUCAUCUUUCAAAAGGUUGAACUCUUCACAUAAGUUAACAAUCUUUAAUGUGCUGAAAUGUCUUUUAUCAAUUACCAAAUUGGGAUAUCCAUUAGAGUGCAUUGAGAUACUUGCUUCGUCUGAUUCAUUGAAAAACAUUAAAAAGUUUAUUUUUUCUGCAGAGUGUGAUAUUGAUAGAUGGGAUAAAUAUUUAGAAUAUAUUGUUGUCGUUCUUCGAUGUUUAUAUUCUCAUAUAUCAAAGCGUGGUCAUAUAAUCUCUAAAGAUUUGGAAUUUAUUCAAAGAAUAUUCGGAGAAAUAGCAGACGUAUACGUUGCUGCUGAAGAUCAAAAGAAGAAAAUCGCUUACGAAAAAGAAUGUUUAUACAAAAAUAAAACUAAAGUGUAUUCUAAUAUUACUGACGAGCAAGCUGCUGAAGCAGAGAUUAAGCAGAUGUUUCCGGAUUUUAGUCAGGAUUUUGAUGACACAAGCGAUGAUAAUGAGUUAGACGAUUCACCAUCAAGGUUAUUAGAAGAAGUGAUAAUUAUCAAAGAUGAAAUUAUUAUAAAUAUAUGCACAUUAUAUAAAAUGUUUGUCAGUGACUUUAAUUUAUAUUGUGCAAAAUAUGUUGAAGACUGCCCAAAGGCAAUUCAGCAGACAUUCUGGGCGACUUUUAGCAUGGCACGAGAUCUUACUUCACUUAAUAACAGAUUAUAUUCUGAAGAACUUGAUGAUGCAUUUGGAACAUGCACAUUAUUAGGCACGUCAAUAUUAAAAAAUUGGCUUGUGGGAAAGGAUGAAAUUAUAAAUACAUGUAGCUUAAUUAAUAAAGAUCCAGAGAUGUAUGAUUUCUAUAAAGAUCAUAACAUAUUUGAAGCAAAAAAGUUAAUUCCUGUGAUCACAAACUUGCAACAACGUAUUACAGAAUUGAUCAUAAUGUGGCCUGAACACGCAGUACUUCACCAAAUUAAUAAUAUUUGUGAAAGAAUCAAAGGAUUUAAUUUAAAUUCACCUAUUGCAAAAUUCCUUACAGGAUUAGAAAUUUUAUUACAAAAAACUGAAGAUUGGGAAACAUAUGCUAGUAGAGAUACAACAAUUAAAUCAUAUCAGAAAGAGAUUAUUGGACUUAUUAUUCAGUGGAGACAACUCGAAUUGACGUGUUGGCCAAAAUUAUUGGCUGUACAAGAAAAAUAUUAUGAAUUAUCCGCAUCCAAAUGGUGGUUCCACCUCUUUAACUGUAUAAUUCUGCCAAUAAAUGAUCUUAAUAAGCAAUCAUCCUAUGAUAGAACGAUUGCAAUUUUCCAACAGCACAUAAAUGAAAUUGUUCGCACUCUUGAUCAAUUCCUGCAAUCGUCGAAAUAUGGUGACUUUAAAUCUCGGCUCGAAUUAAUUCGUUGUUUCUACGAACACCUUUGUAAACUGGAUCAUUUUUCAAAGUUUAAUACACAGAAUAAUUCGAGUGGGGAAAUGCAUAAAUCGUUUUAUAAACAAACAGCUGAUGUGCUUUGGAACGUCUACAAGUAUUAUUCUCAAUUUAUUUGUGAACUUGAUAAUGCAUUAGCUGAUAUGCGUAAGCCUAUAGAAAAGGACCUUUGUCAGUUCGUAAAGAUUGCUAGUUGGAAAGAUAUAAAUAUUUAUGCCUUAAAGCAGAGUGCCCAAAAAACCCAUCGACAUUUAUCGAAAUGUAUUCGAAAACAUCGAGAUGUACUUGAUAAGCCGGUCACUGAUAUUAUAGCAUCCUGUCAAACGGUUGUCCCCAAAAGCAAGUUAGAAAGUAAUAGUUCCAAUGCUACUGAGUAUUGUACGUACAGUUGUCCGGAAAAUUGGUUUUCGAACACUAUUCCUAUUGAUCCUCCUGCAACGACAUUGGAGUUACAAAUAGAAUUGAGCAAAGAAGUAUUAUCUGUUCCUGACCGAUUCAUAAACAUUGAUAAAACCUUGAAAAAAUUCCGUUAUUAUUGUCUUAAUGAUAUUUUCUUGUAUAGGCCACUUAGUAAAAAACCUAUUCUUGAUGAUUUUGCUACAGAAAUUAUUAUGCGAAUAAAAACGCUUCAAGAACAAACACAUUACAUAAUGGAUAAAGACAAAAAAAACUAUAUCAAAAAUCUUAAAUUGGUAAAGAAGAAGGCUUUAGUUGAUCUUUUAAAAGAAUUGAAAAGGAUCGGAUUGUGCAAAUUUCCAAAUACAAAGGUUGUAAAGCAACAGCAAGAUCUGGUUGGUUAUACUUUUCAACUUCCUAGGAUUCGAAUAACCAAAUUAUUGUAUGAAACUGUAGAAUCCUUACUUCAUAAGGAUGAGUCCACAUCAAAACCUCCAGUUACGCUUAUUUUCGUACCAAUUUUGCAAAAAGCUGAUAAUUAUUAUUACCGAAUUAUUGCUCAAAUGACACAACUUCGACAAGUAUCCACAAUGCAUUCCAAGGAUCUUUCACUUCAAGAAGUACAGAAAGGAUUAGGUUUUGUAGAAGACUUAUUAUGUUUGUUAAUAGAAGAAAGAAAAUUCUUGUGCGAAUUAGAGCAAGAGUAUAUUGGCCUUUCAGGAGUCAUGGUACAAUUAGGCUCAAUACAUUCGGCAUACAAUUCCAAUCGCUUAAAUGCUGAAGACUGUGGAUUUGUGUGUCUCGAUUCUUUCGAUGAAAAAAGUGUACGGAAUAUCAAAAUUCUUUUAGAUGAUAUAGAAUGUAUGUUAUCACAUUCAUGCUUACUAUUUAAUAUUCAAAAACAAUUCUCAAAACAUGAAGUUUCUUUUGAAUAUGAAGAGAUCAGUCAUAAUAUUAGUAAUUGGUUUGAGAAGAUUUCCGCAGUUCGAAAAAGAUUUAUUUGCGUAUUCGACAGAAUUGUUCUAUAUCCUGAUUAUGCAAACGGAAGUGAUGCAAUUAUAACUCAAGAUAUUAUAAAAAUGGUAAAGAAUGAGAUUCCAAUAAUUAAUACUUUGCAUACAUAUGUUAAAAGUCUAUGCUCUCGCCAUCCGGAUCUUUCCCACAUUUUCCAGCCGCUUUGUGAAUACAUAACUUCCAAAGAUAGCCUAUUUCAAUUUUCGAAACAAGAUGAUUAUACGCAUUUAAGUUUAGAUAAAGAAACAAAGUUAACUCUCGGACGUAUUGUUUACAAAAUCAACAAUUUACUUGAUGAAAUCCUACUAUGUAUCCAAAAUUUAAGAAAACUGUCCUCUCAAAACAUUAAUAGCGCUCAAGACGAUAUUCAUCACCAACAUCAAGAAGACAUGCAUGAUGGUUAUAUCCGUUGUGAACAUGAACGUUAUAUAAACUUUUUAAAGAAACUGCAAUUAAAAAUUAUUUUGGGUCAUUUCGACGAAAUCCAUUCGCAAAUUUCUGAAUUAAUGGAUGAUAAUAGAUUUAAAAAUGAUACUUGUCGGGAUUUAAUUUCAUGUUUGUUGCAAAGAAUCUUUCCAUUCAUCCAGCAGUACUUUAUGAUCGUUAAUGGAUUUAUGACAAACUUUAUUUUACACAAUAAAUCAUUGUGUAAACUCUCAUUGGUACUUUGUAACUCUUUUGUAACUAUAUUUACAAAAGGAUUCUGUAUGCCAGAGACAGAAAUGGAAGAAGAUGAAUCAGGAGAGAUCGAUGAUAAUGCACAGGGAACUGGUAUUGGUGAAGGUGAUGGCACAAAAGAUGUGAGUGACGAAAUAGUUAAUGAAGAGCAAGUGUUGGGAACCCAGAAUCAGACCGAAAAGUUGUCAGAAGAACCAACUAAUCCAAACAUAGAAAAUAAUGGAAUUGAAAUGGAAAAUGACUUUGAAGGAACACUAGAAAGUACUGAACAACUUGACGAUACGGAUUCAUCUCAGGAAGACGAUGACUUGUCGAAUUUGGAUGAGCAAAUUGGCAAUCUUGAUGAUGAUGACCAAAACGUUGACGAAAAAAUGUGGGGAGAUGAUACGUCCGAUCAUGAGGAUAGUGGAGAAAUUGUUAAUCAAGAGCAUAAACAAUCUGACCAAAAAGGCGAAAUGGAUAUUAUUGCAAAAGAAAAUUACAAUGAUUCUAAACAGGAAUCUCAUCAACCCAAACAGUCAGGUGAAGAAAAUAUGAGUGGAACUGAAGAAGAAAUUUCAAAUGAUCAAAACGAGGAUCAAAAUGAUGAUGAGUGCGAUAUGCAAAUCAACAAUCAAACUAAGAUUGAAUUCGACAUUCCUCCAGUUGAAAAUUUAGAUCUUCCAAAUGAUAUGAAUAUAGAAGAUCCUGAUGAUGAAUUUGACAAUCAAGACAAUGGAAAUGAAGAUCUUGAUGAUUAUGAUGCCGAUAACCUUGAUAAUGAAGAUGAUAUGCAUAUAGAUGUACCUGAACUUGACACCAUUCAAGAACCUUUCACGAAAGAUCAAGACGAUAAUAAUUCUGUCAAUUCAUUGCUAACUGAGAAUAUGGUAGAUGAACCAGACAGCACUAAUGAUAUGGAUGAUGUGCAGCCUGGUAAUGAAGUUGAGGAACGAUCAGAGAAAAAUAAUAACUUCGAUUCAUUAAAGGAACAUGAUCAAAAAACAGUUCCUAUUAAUAAUACCCAAAUGGAAAGUAGUGAAAGAGAGAAUAAUACUGAAGAAUCAUUCAAUCAAGAACAUCCAAAUUCCGAAAUCACUAACGAAAACAUUUAUGGUAUUGACGGACAAUCAGGUAAAGUGACUACUAUCCCAGAAGAAAGAUCUCGUAAAGACUCGCAAGUCGUGAGUGAGAACAAUAUUAAACAUGAUGAUAAUACCAUGGAUGACAUUUACCCAAGCAAUGAUGGAGAGAAUAACGAUUUAGAUAAAAAUCUUGGCAAUCGUCAAGAAAGGCCGAACUAUGAUUUAAAAGAUGCCAAUCCCCAUAGGAGCCUUGGUGACGCUCUUGAACAAUGGCGUCGGAGACUUGAAAUAAUUAAUGAUGAAAAUUCAGGCUCCCAAUUUAAUCAAAACAAUGACCCUCAAAAUAACGUAGAUAAAAAAUUAGACGAAAGUCAAAAAUUUGAGUAUAUAAAAGAUGAUGAUAUUGCUCAUGACUUUCAAGUGAUGGCUGCAGCUACUGAAGAUCAAUUAAAAGUGGUUGAAACAAUUGACGAAAAUGAUCAAACUUGUAAUUAUGAAUCGGCUUACGAAGACAAAGAGAUCGAAGUUGAAAAUUCUAUUAAUAUUCAAAAUGACAAACCUAUUUGUGAUGACUCAAUCUACAUUGAUAAAGAAGAAAACUCCCAAGAGGCAUGUAUUUCUGAACGAAGUAUAAAGAAUCAAAUUAAUGAGCAGAAACAUUCCCAAGAUGAAUCUGAAAUAAAAACUAUGAGCCAAUCCAGCUCAUUUCAAGAUCAUUUUCCCAUAGAGGAUACGGAUAGUUUACGACAGGAACUUGAAAUUAAAUUGUCGGAAUGGCGGCAGUCUGAUCGGAACAUUGCCAAAGCAAGGGAACUCUGGCAAAAAUAUGAAAAUCUUACAUAUGAUUUGGCUAAUGGCCUUUGUGAACAAUUGCGAUUAAUUCUAGAGCCUACCCUUGCCACGAAAUUAAAAGGAGAUUACCGGACUGGCAAAAGGCUCAAUAUGAAAAAAAUUAUACCGUAUAUUGCCAGUAAUUUUAAAAAGGAUAAAAUUUGGCUUCGCCGCACAAAACUAAGCAAGCGACAAUAUCAAGUCAUGAUAGCAGUUGACGAUUCAAAAUCAAUGAGUGAAACUCGUUCGAUUCAACUCGCCUAUGAGACAUUAGCUUUGAUAUCUAAAGCAUUAUCACAACUCGAAGUUGGUGAUAUUUCCAUAGUUAGUUUCGGAGAAAAAGUACAAUUACUUCAUCCUUUUGAUCAACCAUUUAGCAGCGAAGCAGGAGCACAACUUAUACAUCAAUUUACAUUUGAACAAAACAAGACCUUUGUCAGAUCAUUAAUGGAAGCAUCUAUCGAACUUUUGGAACGUGCCAGAAACAGAUAUAAUGGUAUAGCACAGAGAAAAGAGUUAUGGCAACUUCAACUAAUAAUAUCAGAUGGUGUUUGUGAAGAUCAUGAAACUCUUAAAUCUCUUGUCAGAAGAGCAACUGAGGUACAAAUAAUGGUUGUAUUUAUAAUUGUUGAUAACAAAUCAGAAAAAGAUUCUAUCAUAUCGAUGAAUCAAGUCAAGUAUAAAUCUGUGAAUGGGAUAAUGACACUUAGCAUGGAACGAUAUCUAAAUACCUUUCCGUUUGAAUAUUAUGUAAUUUUAAGAGAUAUCAAUGCACUGCCAGAAAUUCUUGCCGAUACACUAAGACAAUAUUUUAGUAUUGUUAGCCAUAAUAUUUUAUAA
Messenger RNA from Cetraspora pellucida, 16332 nucleotides. NCBI's taxonomy places the organism in Eukaryota, Fungi, Glomeromycota, Glomeromycetes, Diversisporales, Gigasporaceae. The record is from the annotation of a GenBank genome assembly.